Messenger RNA from Balaenoptera acutorostrata (minke whale), 905 nucleotides. It is a transcript of the gene AK1, whose product is annotated as adenylate kinase 1. Gene Ontology annotation, molecular function: ATP binding; AMP kinase activity; nucleoside diphosphate kinase activity. The record is from RefSeq and is a predicted model, not a curated record. Gene Ontology annotation, biological process: nucleoside triphosphate biosynthetic process; ATP metabolic process. NCBI's taxonomy places the organism in Eukaryota, Metazoa, Chordata, Mammalia, Artiodactyla, Balaenopteridae. The transcript is spliced from 7 exons. Bases 149 to 733 code for a protein of 194 amino acids. Gene Ontology annotation, cellular component: cytosol; cytoplasm.
CCCGGCAUGCCGUGCGCUGCUGACAGCCUUAUAAAUAGUCGCCUUUGCGGGCGGGCGGCCGGUGAGGACGGGCAGGGCACGCACUGUCCCCGGUGCCCCCCGCACCCCUCCCUCAGAGUGCUGACUCGGCUCCCCACACCUCGGCAGGAUGGAAGAGAAGCUGAAGAAAACCAAGAUCAUCUUUGUGGUGGGCGGGCCUGGCUCGGGGAAGGGCACCCAGUGUGAGAAGAUUGUCCAGAAGUACGGCUACACCCACCUCUCCACCGGGGACCUCCUGCGGGCUGAGGUCAGCUCAGGCUCAGCCAGGGGCAAGAUGCUGUCGGAAAUCAUGGAGAAGGGGCAGCUGGUGCCACUGGACACAGUGUUGGACAUGCUCCGAGACGCCAUAGUGGCCAAGGUAGAUACUUCCAAAGGCUUCCUGAUCGACGGCUACCCCCGGGAGGUGCGGCAGGGAGAAGAGUUUGAGCGGAGGAUCGGACAUCCCACGCUGCUGCUGUACGUGGACGCAGGCCCCGAGACCAUGACCAAGCGGCUCCUGAAGCGUGGAGAGACCAGCGGACGUGUGGACGACAAUGAAGAGACCAUCAAGAAGCGCCUGGAGACCUACUACAAGGCCACAGAGCCCGUGAUCGCCUUCUACGAGAAACGCGGCAUCAUUCGCAAGGUCAAUGCCGAAGGCUCCGUGGACAGUGUCUUCUCCCAGGUGUGCACCCACCUGGACGCCCUCAAGUAGCAAAGCUGGAGCCCCUUCCCCAGCUCAGAGCCCGGCCCCACCCUCGUCCUGACUCAAGGCCUUCCCAGCCUGAGCUCAGCGCUUCCACCCUGCCCGGCCGGAGCACAGGCAGAGGAAGCCACUUUAUCCUGUUUUCAUGGACAGCCGAGCACUAAAGGAAUUUCCAAGGACA